Molecule: messenger RNA, 3498 nt
Organism: Xyrichtys novacula (pearly razorfish)
Lineage: Eukaryota; Metazoa; Chordata; Actinopteri; Labriformes; Labridae
Source: the annotation of a GenBank genome assembly
AGAGGAGCACUUGAGGAGCUUUGGAGUAAAGGACGGACUGAAGCCUUGAAUGUUCAACAGCUGAUUGGCUGCCGCUUCCAUCCCUCUUUCUGAACUUCAGCGCGGAGGAAUCCCUUCAAGAUUACGAGACUUGUCAAAAUGAACUUGUCGUACUUGGUAGCCUGUGGACUUUUGGUCACCCUGCUUUCAGUGAAGAUGGGGGCGAAACCUUUGACACAGACACAGCAAAAGGUAAGACCAAGUCACGUAUCCUUGUUAACGGUGGUUCCUUUUCUUCGGGAGCUGGAUGCUGCCGCAGGAGCGAACAGCUGUUCUGUGGUGCAGACGCUCAGGACUGUUGUUUUUACGCAUCAGAUUUCAUCACUUCAGACAUGUAAAGCAGUUUAGAGACAGUGUUCUAACAACCGCCUGAGUCUUUAACAUUUAGAAAUGUUGCUAUUUCUUUUUUAAUACAAAGAGGUGACAUGGUUUACAUUUGGUCAUGUCGAACCUCUCACAAGUACUGCUUUUUGGUUGGUAAAUCAUUUGAGAUCAUAGACGAAGUCAUAGAAUUAAUCAAACUGUUCGAUGGAAAUAAUGAAAAUAUUUAUAAACACGUUUUAACAAACACAAGAAAGGACUUAACUCUCUGAAGAUGUUCCAGCUCCACUCAGUUUAAGUCUUUUUUCAAUCGUUUGCCCGAAAUUAAAUGCAAGAAACCAAACGGUUUUGUGCGUAAAAUCACAAUUUUGCAUACAAUUGGUCUGUAUAAUCAAACGAAUGAAACUGUGUGUUACAAAUGAAAGAGUGUGGAGGUGUUGAAGAGUUAGAUAAGAGUUAAUAAGCCUAGAUUUCUAGAAUUUUCUUUGAUUUGAAGCUGAUGCCCCAGUCUUCAGACCUCAUGAGCAGGCGUCAGGCACCUGCUUUGUGUAACUCUGCGCUGAAAACGACAAACAGGUCUGAUGGAUAAGAGUUAUAGUGUCAGGUUUUAAUCGAAUAACUGAAACAUCUUACAGAUCUAUAUGAAAAUCGGUCAAACAGGCUGAAGUGAUGAACAAAUCUUGAACAGAAGUUUGUAAAAACGGUUUUCAUUGGCUUUAAAUCAAGAACCGACUGAGCUUCUCAACGAUUCAUUCAUGGAUUGUAAUUUCGUGAAAGUAUAUUUUUCUUUACCAUGUAUUUACCGAUGGGAAAUGGUUUAUUGUGUUCCAGUCUCUUAGAAGUUUGCUGGGUGAGGAGCUGGCGGAGUUUUUGGAGUCGGAGGAGAGGGAGCGACGACUAGACGCUGUGCGCUCUCGGAUACGGUUACUGCGAGAUUUACGCAUGGACACCCGGGCCAGAGGGAUGUGGGCUCGUCUCCUCAACGACCAACCCGCACCGAGGAGACACAAAACCGGAAACAAGAAAGGGGGCUCCACGUCGCGCAGUGGCUGCUUCGGACACAAGAUGGACAGGAUAGGGACCAUCAGUGGCAUGGGAUGCUAGGGCUGGAGCGCUGUGACGGUGAGUUCUUAUCAAUCAGUCUCACUCUGUGCUCAGAUAUACCGGCUGUGAACUGGCGUCCAGAUAGAUAAAUGGUGCCUGGUUUAUGAAAGGAUGCUCCAAAAGGACUGAAGGAGGGUGGGAAGAAUAAUUGAUCUUAUAGGAAAGAGAGACAGGCAUUAAGAGAGCACAUCAUAUCUUGAGUCUCUGCUUUUAAAUCAAAGUUCAAUGAUUUACUUGGAAAACUAAGGAUGACUGAGAAAAAAAGGUAAAUUCAUGAAGCCAUUUUCAACAAGGUUGUGUAUAGUUGCCAUAAAGACAGAAGCCAGGAAGGGGGAAAGGAAGGAAUGAGUGGAAGGGGAAAAAAGCCAGCAUGAAAGAUAGAACCAACCAAAUGAGACAACCCGAGUCAAAUUAUUGCUGUUCUCAAAGAUUGACUCUGGAAAGUGUCUGCUUUAGGUCCACAGCAAGGCCAGUUUACAGAGCCUGUGUAAAACUUUGUGUUAGUGACAGCUAAAACAAAAUACAGCAAGUGAAGAGGGAUGAAAAAAAGCAUGCCUGCAUUGUGUUGGGUGAUGAAUUCCAAGUCUUGGCUUAAAGGAAGAAAUCUAAAGCUCAACAUGUUGACUAACAUAUCAUCAACCUCAGCUGCCUGAGUGAUCCUGAUUCUUCCGGGAAAAACUGAUAUGUGAGAUGAUUUUGAGUGAAACUGAAAGACAUAUUGACUUAAAUUUGUAAUAUCAACUAAAGCACUUGUAGUCUGGCAGUAUUCCCUCCUUUCCGAGGACAGGAACCCCCGUGAGACAGCAGGAAAGCCCACUUAGUCUGAUGUAAACUGAUGUUUUGGAAACUAUCCAGCGGGUAUUUAGGAAGUCUCCCUUCACACUCAUGCACAUAAUCAUGAAUGAUUCCAUCUGCUUCAUCCAGAAACUAGUAGCAUACAUCAUUGAAGCCAAAAAAGGAGGAGAAGUAGAGAGGGAGGUGGAGAUGCAGACAGGCAAACACAUGCACAUUAUAAACACACAGCACCCUGCGGUGGCCAGGAUCUUUCUGGGAAAGCCAUUCUCUCUAACCAAGUGAUUUCAACAAAAACAACAAAGGGGCUGCAGUGGUGAAUGAAGUAAUGAGGAAGCAAGGUGACGCACAAUUAGUCCUGAGGCCUGAGGCCUUUUUGUGGUUGUGGCAAACUGUGAAGUCCUGACGGGGGAGUGUGAGGGGAUGUGUUUUUCAUCAACUGACACCCGUCUUUCCUCACAUGGGCUCACAGUGUGUUAUAAAUAUGAAGGAUGUGUUCGACACGUGUUGUUUGAGGUGAAAUGGUUAAGUGAAGAGUCACAACAACACUCAAUCUGAAGAGUUAAUUUGGAGAUUCUUAGAGGGAUGAAAGGCCUGAGGAUUAUGUUGGGAACUGCACCAGAUGUAAAAGCUGCUACGCCAGUGAAUCACUGUUUGCAAAUGCUCUGUCUAACUCUAACUCUUCUCCUGUUUCUUUUCUUCCUCUAGAUCUCUGGACAACGAGAUUGGAAAACCACGUUUCCGUUUGUUGUUCACCUGAGGAAAAAAAGAGAAAAAGUCACCAAGAGACAGAUUUUUGGUACGAAAGUCACCAUGACCAGCAUAAGCAAAGACUGACAUGACAAUGCUACAAAACCUUCAUAUAAAUAUAUAUUACAAUAUGCAGGCAUAUAUACAUAUAGACAUAUGUGUAUACCAUACGAGUGGUCAUCAGACACACACAGAUGCAUUUGACAAGAUGGCGGACAAAGGUGUAAAAACUACAAAGCGCAAAGCUGUAUAUUGUUGCUGCUGCUGUACAUUCAUGUACUUCAUCUUCCCCUGCAUAAAUGUAUUUAUGUUUAAAAAAAACUAUUUAUAUGUUUAUAAAAAGAGAUAUUUAUAAAUAUGAGUUUUAUUUAUGUAACAUUUGGAAAAUGAAUGCAAACUGCAGGUCAAUUCUGUUUGUAACUUUUUUCUUUGUCUCAAAUAGUUGUAAAUGUUUUCAAAAAUGAUAAAAAGAACAUUCCAUGUGCACUUACA